UCUUCCUCCUUACAAUUUAUGUAUGUAUACAUGGUUGCAUAUCUGGAGAAGAAACCCUAACCCUAACUUUUCAAAACCCCCAAUAUCAUCAUCAUCGUCAACAUUUCUUCUGUUCUUCACCAGAUCACAAUUUGAAUGGAGAGCAUAGGGGUUCCGAAACCUAGAACUGCCGAAGAGGUUUUUAAUGAUUUUAAAGGAAGAAGAGCUGGUUUGAUUAAAGCUUUGACUACUGAUGUUCAGAAGUUUUAUCAGCUGUGCGACCCUGAGAAGGAAAACUUGUGUCUAUAUGGUCUUCCAAGUGAAGGAUGGGAAGUGAAUCUGCCUGUUGAGGAGGUGCCCCCUGAACUUCCUGAGCCAGCUUUAGGUAUAAACUUUGCUCGGGAUGGGAUGCAGGAGAAGGACUGGUUAUCGCUUGUAGCAGUUCAUAGUGAUUCGUGGUUGCUCUCUGUUGCUUUCUAUUUUGGUGCCCGUUUUGGCUUUGGUAAGAGUGAAAGGAAGAGGCUUUUCCAGAUGAUAAAUGAUCUUCCCACUGUCUUCGAAGUCGUAACUGGAGCUAAAAACCUUAAGGAUCAGGUUGGAGCUCAAAGCAAUGGCAGUAAAAGCAAGUCAAGUGGGAAAAUGCAGCCGAGAGCGUCAUCUGAAUCUCUCCCUAAAGGGGUAAAGAUGACUCCACCACCAAAAUAUGAAGACGAGAGUGGAGAGGAAGAAGAUGAUGAACAAGGAGGAACCCUCUGUGGAGCUUGCGGUGACAACUACGCAGCUGAUGAGUUUUGGAUUUGCUGUGAUAUCUGUGAAAGAUGGUUCCACGGUAAAUGUGUGAAAAUUACACCUGCGAAAGCCGAGCAUAUCAAGCAGUACAAAUGCCCAACUUGCACUACCAAACGGGCUCGACUUCAGGUUUAGUAACUUAGAAAUAUAAGCCGUAUCGCUUUUAUGGGUUUCUUUAACGAUGUUGGGGGUUCGGAUUUAGUCUAAUGUAUGUGGGGAUAGGUUGCUGGAUUUUGUCAAGGUGAGCGUUAGAUACUGUAGAUUUGUUUAUCAUACUUGGUUGUUGAUUUAGCACCCUGUGCAAUAUGCUUUGAUGUUUGUUAAGGGUUUUUUAUUUAAAUAUUUGUCUAUGUUUCACAA
Molecule: messenger RNA, 1128 nt
Organism: Helianthus annuus (common sunflower)
Lineage: Eukaryota; Viridiplantae; Streptophyta; Magnoliopsida; Asterales; Asteraceae
Product: PHD finger protein ALFIN-LIKE 7
Exons: 6
Coding region: 136-903 (255 amino acids)
Biological process (GO): regulation of DNA-templated transcription
Cellular component (GO): nucleus
Molecular function (GO): histone binding; transcription cis-regulatory region binding; transcription coregulator activity
Source: RefSeq, a predicted model, not a curated record